AUGGCCGCGCCCGGGCAGGAGGAGUACGCGUACCUCUACAAGGACUCUGCGCACCCCGCCGGCUUCUUGGAGGCGUUCCGGACGUUUUACCUGGACGGGCUGUUCACCGACAUCACCCUGCAGUGCGCUUCGGGGGUCAUCUUCCACUGCCACAGAGCUGCCCUGGCAGCCUGCAGCAGUUAUUUUAAAGCUAUGUUCACAGCCGAUAUGAAAGAAAAAUCAAAAAACCAGAUCAGCCUUCCCGGGCUGAGCCAUGCGGUGCUGGAAGCUCUCGUGAAUUACGCGUACACAUCACAGAUUCAGAUAACAAAGAAAAAUGUCCAAAGCCUACUCCAGGCUGCAGACCUGCUCCAGUUCGUGUCAGUAAAGAAAGCCUGUGAGCAGUUUCUGGUGAGGCACUUAGAUACUGACAACUGCAUUGGGAUGCACUCCUUUGCUGAAUAUCAUGAUUGCUCGGAGCUGGAGAAAGAGUCCAGAAGGAUAUUGUUAUGGCAGUUUGAAGAAGUGUGGAAGCAGGAAGAGUUUCUGGACAUUGGCAAGGAGAAGCUCUCUUAUAUUCUUUCCAGGGAGAAUCUCAAUGUUCAGAAAGAAGAGGCAGCUAUUGAAGCUGUCAUUAAGUGGGUUUCACACAACGUGGAAGGAAGAAUUGAAGACAUCUGUGAAGUGCUAAGCUGCAUCAAAGUAGACUUAGAUAAUGUGUAUUUGAGGUCAGCUUUAAGCCUGCAAAAAAAAUGUCGACUCAAUGGCAGUAAGAUAAGAUCACUCAUAUAUAAUGCCCUGAACCUCAAUCCCAAAGGUCUUUCCAGAAGAUCCACAGCAACCAUGUAUGUAAUUGGAGGAUAUUAUUGGCAUCCCUUAUCAGAAGUGCAUGUUUGGGAUCCUUUAACUGAUGCAUGGGUCCAGGGAACAGAGAUGCCAGAUCACACUAGAGAGAGCUAUGGGGUCACUAGUUUGGGACCAGACAUAUAUGUGACAGGAGGUUACAGAACAGAGAGUAUUGAAGCUCUUGACACCGUGUGGAUAUAUAACAGCGAGAGAGAUGAGUGGACAGAAGGCUGCCCCAUGCUCAACGCAAGGUAUUACCACUGUGCAGUUUCCUUGAGUGGCUGCAUUUAUGCAUUGGGAGGGUACCGAAAGGGAGCUCCAGUCCAAGAAGCUGAGUUUUAUGAUCCUUUAAUACAGAAAUGGCUUCCCAUCGCAAACAUGAUCAAAGGAGUUGGAAAUGCCACUGCCUGUGUCCUGCAUGAAGUUAUCUACGUCGCUGGAGGUCACUAUGGGUACAGGGGAAGCUGCACCUAUGAUAAAAUCCAGAGAUACCAUUCAGGUAGCAACGAGUGGAGUAUUGUCACCACAAGUCCACAUCCAGAAUACGGAUUGUGUUCAAUUACAUUACAAAACAAGAUCUAUUUUGUGGGUGGACAGACCACAAUCACCGACUGCUAUGACCCAGAGCAAAAUGAGUGGAAGCAGAUGGCUCACAUGAUGGAGAGAAGGAUGGAGUGUGGCACAGUGGUUAUGAACGGGUGCAUCUAUGUAACAGGAGGAUAUUCCUAUUCAAAAGGAACAUACCUGCAGAGCAUUGAGAAAUAUGACCCUGAACUGAAUAAAUGGGAAGCAGUAGGUAAUCUUCCCAGUGCUAUGCGGUCACAUGGCUGUGUCUGUGUGUAUAAUGUGUAAGCAUUUAAAUGCAUAAAUGCAUUUAAUUUUCAUCCUGUUGUUACAGAAAACAGCAGAUGCAGUAUUCAUAACAGUACUACCUCAUGAGGGGUUGUCUAAUGCAAUCUCUUAGUCUAUGUUGUUAAUAACUAAUUUGUUUUUGUUUUAAACAACUCAG
Molecule: messenger RNA, 1834 nt
Organism: Pseudopodoces humilis (Tibetan ground-tit)
Lineage: Eukaryota; Metazoa; Chordata; Aves; Passeriformes; Paridae
Gene: KLHL23
Product: kelch like family member 23
Molecular function (GO): protein binding
Source: RefSeq, a predicted model, not a curated record